AUGGGUAAGAAGGACAAAAAGUCCGCUGAGCAUAAAGCUCGAGUGGCGGCUAAGCAGUCCAAGAAAACUGCUCAAAAGGAAAAGAAGUCCAAAGUCAAAGGCAAGGAUGCAGACAGCGACGCCGAGGAUGCCGAUCUGGAUGCGAUCCUGGCUCAGUAUGCUGAGGAGCAAGCCAGGUUCUUGAAGGUGACAGAAAUUGUGUCCGAACCUCCUGCUCCACGCUCAUCGGCCACUGUUCUUGCGUCGCCGUCUAAUCGUAAUGAGUUAUUGCUCUUUGGCGGCGAGUACUUUGAUGGAACACAUGCAACAUUCUUCAAUAACCUCUUCGUCUACUUGAUCGAUCGGGGUGAAUGGAGGGAGGUGACUAGCCCCAACAGCCCUUUGCCCCGAAGUGGACAUGCAUGGUGUCGUGGAGGUAACAGCGGAGGUGUAUAUCUGUUUGGAGGCGAAUUCUCAUCGCCCAAGCAGGGUACUUUCUACCAUUACAAUGACUUCUGGCAUUUGGACACCGCCACUAGGGAAUGGACCCGUCUGGAGACCAAGGGCAAGGGUCCUCCUGCUCGAAGUGGUCAUCGAAUGACUUACUACAAGAACUAUAUCAUCCUGUUUGGCGGAUUCCAAGACACUUCCCAGCAGACAAAGUACCUGCAGGAUCUGUGGAUCUAUGAUUGCCAAAAAUACACCUGGUUCAGCCCAACGUUGUCAACGGCAUCGCAGAAGCCUGAUCCCCGGUCUUCAUUCUCCCUGCUUCCGCAUGAAACUGGUGCCGUAAUCUACGGUGGUUACUCUAGAGUGAAGGCAACCGCCGGCGGUGGUGGCGGCAAGCAAGUUAAGGGUGGUGCUCAAAAAAUGGUGCUGCGUCCCAUGGUUCAUCAAGAUACCUGGUUCCUCAGAAUUACACCACCAGCAUCCGAUGCCCCGGCAGCUGCUGUCCCCACAAUUCGUUGGGAGCGGAGAAAGAAGCCCGCUAAUACGCCAAAUCCGGCUCGCGCAGGAACAACUAUGGCGUACCAUAAAGGUCGUGGUAUCAUGUUUGGCGGAGUCCAUGAUGUCGAACUGAGUGAAGAGGGUAUUGACAGCGAGUUCUUCGAUUUGCUGUUUGCAUGGAACACAGACCGCAAUCGAUUCUUCCCAUUAAGUCUGCGACGACCACGCGCACCUGGCAAGAAACAGCAAGCGAACCAGGUCAAAUCUCGGGACAGAGGCAAGGCUGACGAGGAAGAGCUUCUGAGGAAUCUUAAAGCACUAGAAGCCAAGGGUGGUUUCCGUGAUGAUGACGAUGACGAUGAUGAGCUGAUGCAGUUGAGCACGCCUAAAGAAGAACCUGCUGAGCCUUCUAAGCCCGCUGUGGUCCGCUUCGAGAUGCCCCAUAGGCGCUUCAACGCACAACUUGCGGUGCAAGAUGACACGCUAUUUAUCUACGGCGGUACCUUUGAGAAGGGCGAUCGGGAGUUCACCUUCGAUGACAUGUAUUCUAUUGACCUCGUCAAGCUGGAUGGCGUCAAGGAGUGCUUCUACAGGGAGCCUGUGAACUGGAACCUCAUGGACGAAGACGAGGAUAGUGAUGAAGAUAUGGACGAUGAGGAUGAGGAUGAGGAGAUGGAUGACGAAGAAGGCGAAUCUAUGUCUCUUGAUGCCUCAUCCCCUGCCCCGGCCGAUGUGACUGUGCCGUCGGUCACCCAGGAUAUGCAGCAGCUGGAAGUCGAGGAACAGGAAACCGACGCCCAGCCGGACGACAGCCGGCCAUUACCUCGACCUUUCGAGAGUCUCCGUGAAUUCUUUAGUCGUACUUCUGAAGAAUGGCAAAGACUGCUCAUCGAAGCCAUGGCACUGAAAGGUCGGAAUGACGAGAAGAGCAUCAAGGAGUUGCGCAAGGAUGCAUUCAAUAUGGCAGAGGAGAAAUGGUGGGAUAGCCGAGAAGAGAUCAUGGCUCUCGAGGAUGAACAAGAAGCAGCCGGUAUCGGAGAGGUGGUUAGUAUGGCUGAUCGGGCUGAGAAUGUUGGGGGAGCUGGUCGCCGUCGGUGA
This is a messenger RNA of Penicillium pulvis, 2025 nucleotides long. Its product is annotated as putative Kelch repeats protein. Lineage: Eukaryota; Fungi; Ascomycota; Eurotiomycetes; Eurotiales; Aspergillaceae. Gene Ontology annotation, molecular function: protein binding. The record is from RefSeq and is a predicted model, not a curated record. The transcript has 3 exons. Bases 1 to 2025 code for a protein of 674 amino acids.